UUUUCUGUUUUUUUUUUUUUUUUGUUUCUCUUCCUUUUUCUCUUUACGUAAAACCCACAAAUGAAUCUAUUCCGGCUAGUCGCGGAUUUGAUGCAUCUAGCCUCUAUUUUUAUUCUGUUACUGAAAAUAAGAAAGACACGUUCAUGUGCAGGUAUAUCUUUCAAGACACAGUUACUCUACUCCAUUGUAUUCUUGACUCGUUAUUUGGACUUGGUUUUGAAAAAGGUGUCCAUCUAUAACACGACAAUGAAGAUAUUCUUUAUAGCGUCCUCUAUUUAUAUAUUAUAUCUGAUGCGCUUCAAGUAUAAAGCCACCUAUGAUGCUGGAUUGGAUACGUUUCGUAUUGAGUACCUCUUGGCCGGAUCCGCCGUACUUAGUUUAACAACGUCUUACAUUUAUACGGUGGUGGAGAUUUUAUGGUGUUUUUCAAUUUGGUUGGAAGCGGUUGCUAUUUUACCACAAUUGUUCAUGUUACAAAGAACGGGAGAAGCAGAAACGAUCACAACACAUUAUCUUUUUGCUUUGGGGGCAUAUAGAGGAUUAUAUCUAUUCAAUUGGGUAUACCGAUAUAUGGAUGAGGGACAUACGGAUUGGAUUGCUUGGGUAGCUGGUAUCAUACAGACUGCAUUAUACAGUGAUUUCUUUUAUAUUUAUUACAACAAGGUUUUAAAGGGCGAGAAAUUUGAAUUACCAAAGAUGGUAUAAAUUGUCCGAGUAGAUAUAAUCCUUGUCUUACCCAUAACCUUUUUUUUUUUUUUUUCUUUUUCUUCAUCAUCACAUCUUUUUCUUUAUACUAUUUUAAUAAAUGCCUGGUAGUAGUGUUCACCCAUUUUCUAGUCAUAA
Molecule: messenger RNA, 843 nt
Organism: Mucor mucedo
Lineage: Eukaryota; Fungi; Mucoromycota; Mucoromycetes; Mucorales; Mucoraceae
Product: ER lumen protein retaining receptor
Exons: 5
Coding region: 61-705 (214 amino acids)
Biological process (GO): protein retention in ER lumen; endoplasmic reticulum to Golgi vesicle-mediated transport
Cellular component (GO): cis-Golgi network; endoplasmic reticulum; membrane
Molecular function (GO): ER lumen protein retrieval receptor activity
Source: RefSeq, a predicted model, not a curated record